AUGUUUUUGACUAGAAGUGAAUAUGAUCGUGGAGUGAGUACAUUUUCCCCCGAGGGGAGGCUUUUCCAAGUUGAAUAUUCAUUGGAAGCCAUCAAAUUGGGAUCGACUGCCAUCGGCGUUGCCACUUCCGAAGGUGUGGUACUUGGUGUCGAGAAACGUGUCACUUCUCCACUACUAGAAGGCGACUCAAUUGAGAAGAUCGUUGAGAUAGAGCGCCAUGUGGGCUGCGCCAUGAGUGGUUUGACCGCCGAUGCGCGCUCAAUGAUCGAACACGCUCGCGUGUCAUCUGUCACUCACAACCUUUACUACGACGAAGAUAUAAGUAUUGAGUCUUUGACACAAUCUAUUUGUGAUUUGGCGCUGAGAUUCGGCGAAGGCGCUUCGGGUGAAGAAAGAUUAAUGUCAAGACCUUUUGGUGUUGCGCUGUUAAUUGCUGGCUACGACAGUGAGCAGGGAUACCAGCUGUACCAUGCAGAGCCCUCCGGAACCUUCUAUCGCUAUAACGCCAAAGCUAUUGGCUCAGGCUCUGAAGGUGCUCAAUCCGAGCUUCAAAAUGAAUGGCACUCCUCGUUGACCUUGAAGGAAGCAGAACUGCUUGUUUUGAAAAUACUGAAACAAGUCAUGGAAGAAAAACUCGAUGAAGGAAACGCACAGUUGAGUUGCGUAACCAAGGAAGACGGAUUCAAGGUAUACAGUGACGAGAAAACUGCGGCCAUUAUCAAAGAGCUGAAGGAUAAGGAGGCUCAAGAAAACUCAGAGACACAAGACGUUGAGAUGUCUACUUGA
Lachancea thermotolerans CBS 6340 is the source of this 786-nucleotide messenger RNA. RefSeq names its product proteasome core particle subunit alpha 5 (gene PUP2). Gene Ontology annotation, biological process: proteasome-mediated ubiquitin-dependent protein catabolic process. Gene Ontology annotation, cellular component: nucleus; proteasome core complex; proteasome core complex, alpha-subunit complex. The record is from RefSeq and is a predicted model, not a curated record. The coding region runs from base 1 to 786 and encodes 261 amino acids. The transcript has a single exon. NCBI's taxonomy places the organism in Eukaryota, Fungi, Ascomycota, Saccharomycetes, Saccharomycetales, Saccharomycetaceae.